This is a messenger RNA of Botrytis cinerea B05.10, 1792 nucleotides long. RefSeq lists its product as hypothetical. Gene Ontology annotation, biological process: spliceosomal snRNP assembly. The transcript has 3 exons. Gene Ontology annotation, cellular component: SMN complex; nucleus. Bases 234 to 1565 code for a protein of 443 amino acids. Lineage: Eukaryota; Fungi; Ascomycota; Leotiomycetes; Helotiales; Sclerotiniaceae. The record is from RefSeq and is a predicted model, not a curated record.
GAGUGACUUGCUCCAACCACAAUUUAUUUUCAUAUUGAUAUGAGGAUGAGAAAUAUCGAGUUUCGGAUUUGCAAGAGAAGCAAUCUUUGUUAAAGCGCAUAUCUAGAAAACAGGGAGACCUCACGAUCUGGAAACCGAAAAGCACCUUUUCGAAGAUUUGGAACAACGGUUGAAAAAGUCUGUGUUAGGCGCGUGUUGCGAGACGGAAUUGAGAGAGUCAAUUGUUGGAGAUCAUGGCCGGCACGAAGCGCGCUCGUUCACCUUCACCUCCAGGUUCUUACCUCUACUCAAAGAAGAAAUCAAAUUCCGCGAUAGAGGCACGCGUAGAUCCAAUCUAUGGGCAGCGGAGUGCGCUUCCAGCAGAUGAUGAUUCUCUCAGCUUAGACGAGGACGGUAUAGAUGCCUUAACCUAUCUGAGAUCAGUUAGGGCCGAAGCAGAAGACCUCCCACCCAUAUUCUAUGCUUCCGCAGAGACUGGGAGCUCAAAUGACAACGGCGAGUACGAUCGAUCAAUAUAUGAGAGUGGUAUGGGCGAUUUCAGAGGGGUUUACAAGGAUGGUGCUUAUUAUGCAGCGGCCGAAGCUGAAGAAGAAAUGGAGAGUGAGGUACACGAAGGCCAAGAUCCCCGAUCGGCGUAUUUCAACUCUAUCUUGACGCGAUUCGAAACUUUACGAGACAAACUGCACCAAGUUCCCCCGACAGACCUAGUGAAAAAUCUAGAUGCAGAUCAUCCCACAUAUUUAAACGUGUUGAGCACCAAGCUUUGUAGGUGGUGGAGAUGGAAAAUGAAGACAGUUGAUCCGCUACCUGUGCAGAUAGCUAGUAUGGACAAGGACACAGUUCUGAGACUACUGAGGCUCCUAUUGACUGGCACGUUGUUACAAAGUGGCUCUGAUAUCAAUUUGAAGGUCAGUAUGUGGAUCUGGGCAUUAUUAGCUAGGCUACCGGUAAGAGGGGAAUUGAGUAGCGAUGAGGUAGGAGUUGUAAGAGAAUUAGGGAAGAAAGCUGUGAUGCUUGGUGUUGGAUUAAAGGCGGGUGGUGACUUGAAAGAGGGCUUAGAUGAGGUGGAGAAAGUAUUCGAGGCCGAUAAUGAGGUCGAAACUGCGGAUGAUGAAAAUGCCACUGGCUACAAAGAUAAGAACACAGAGAGGAUUGAGAAUCUGCCAGAAAUGGAGCGCCAGAUAACACAGAACAGCAAUAAUGCUUCGCUGAUAUUAGACUCGACGGACAACUCUAUGCAAUCAAUCACAACAGCAAAGCCUAUUGCUCCGGAUGGAGACGCUUUGGGAGCGACAUCAGAUUCUCAUGAACUAGAAGCAUUCAAAUCCCGCUUACUCGCUAAUCUUGCUUCAAAUCCGCUUGUCGGUCCCACAGCAAUCGCAGAUUUUCAGCCCCCCGAAGCAGAAGAGCCUACCAACUCCACAACCGAAGCGUCAGCGCUCACAGCAGCGCAAGAACCAUCUGACUGGAAUACGAGAGCAACGAUUGACAUGAUUAUCACGAUUUCAGGUGAGGUGUACGGACAGAGAGAUCUGUUGGAGUUUAGGGAAGUAUGGGGUGAGUAGGAUUCCCUCGAGCGGCCUGAUGACAACAUUUGAACCAUGCGGCAGCCAGAAACUCAUUUAGCAGAAAUACGUCAAACAAAUUUCAAUAGGUGUUGCAGACAAGUAGAGUCUAAUCUUUGCAUUGUUUUCUUGCUUUAGCUUGAAGUGUUAUGCGUGGCUGUUUCUAGUUCUCAUUGUCACAUUCACCUGUUCCAUAUCAUCGGCGAUUAUGUCAACAUUAAUGAUCA